Molecule: messenger RNA, 1483 nt
Organism: Gymnodraco acuticeps
Lineage: Eukaryota; Metazoa; Chordata; Actinopteri; Perciformes; Bathydraconidae
Gene: gna14a
Product: guanine nucleotide binding protein (G protein), alpha 14a
Exons: 6
Coding region: 261-1427 (388 amino acids)
Biological process (GO): phospholipase C-activating dopamine receptor signaling pathway; adenylate cyclase-modulating G protein-coupled receptor signaling pathway; action potential
Cellular component (GO): heterotrimeric G-protein complex
Molecular function (GO): G protein-coupled receptor binding; guanyl nucleotide binding; G-protein beta/gamma-subunit complex binding
Source: RefSeq, a predicted model, not a curated record
AACGAGGGUCAGCGCGUUGUAUGCGCGCUGGACGUUUUAUUUUAAGAAGGAUUCUUUUUUAAUAAACGCGGAUUCUUCAAUUUAUAGAAAAAACUCUAUAGCAUCAUUUUUUGUAAUUCAUAAAGGGACAUUUUAAAGAUGCUCUGCGUGUUUCCCCACUGAUCUUGUGAAGCCAAAGGGAGAAGACACCUCGACAGCCUUCAGGAUUUUCACGUUGACAGCAGAGGGCUUAUUGGAGAGGCAGCAGGUUAGUGUGAACGAUGGCUGGAUGCUGUGUGUCUGGGGAGGACAAAGAGAACCAGAGGAUCAACGAGGAGAUCGAGAAGCAGCUACGCAGAGACAAGAAGGACUCUCGCAGGGAGCUGAAGCUGCUGCUGUUAGGCACUGGAGAGAGUGGGAAGAGUACCUUUAUCAAACAGAUGAGGAUUAUCCAUGGAGGAGGAUACACAGAUGAGGACAAGAGGAGCUACGCCAAACUGGUCUUCCAGAACAUCCUCACCUCCAUCCAGACCAUGACCCGAGCCAUGGAGGCACUUGGGAUACAUUUAGCUGAUCCCAAUAAUCAGAGCCAUGCCAACCUAGUCCUUGAGUUGGAGGUGGACAAGCUGGAGGAGUUUGAUCAAGACCUUGCAGCGGCUGUCAGAUGUCUGUGGGACGAUGGCGGGAUACAGAAAUGCUAUGACCGGCGCAGGGAGUACCAGCUGUCCGAUUCCACCAAAUACUAUCUCACGGACCUGGAUCGGAUUUCUCAACCCUCUUAUCUGCCUGACCUGCAGGAUAUCCUCAGAGUCCGAGUGCCCACCACGGGUAUCAUUGAAUACCCCUUUGACAUGGAGAAUGUCAUCUUCAGGAUGGUGGAUGUGGGAGGUCAGAGGUCAGAGAGGAGGAAGUGGAUCCACUGCUUUGAGAACGUCACCUCCAUCAUCUUCCUGGUGGCGCUCAGCGAGUACGACCAGGUCCUGGCUGAGUGCGACAACGAGGUGAGAAUUCAGCUCAGUGAUUGGCAGAUCAAGUUCCAGACUUUAAACAUUUUAAAUGUGUGGUCCUUUUUCUUUCUUUCUAUGCUGCAAUGUUCAUCUCAGAACCGUAUGGAGGAGAGCAAGGCCCUGUUCAAAACCAUCAUAACUUACCCCUGGUUCCAGCGCUCCUCCGUCAUACUUUUUCUCAACAAGACGGACAUCCUCAAGGAGAAAAUCUUGCACUCUCACAUAGGCGACUACUUCCCGGAAUUCACAGGACCUAAGCAGGAUCAAUCAGCAGCUCAAGAUUUCAUCCUGAAAAUGUACCAAGAACAAAACCCGGACAAGGACAAGGCGCUGUACCCUCACUUCACCUGCGCCACGGACACAGAGAACAUCCGCUUCGUCUUCGUCGCCGUCAAAGACACCAUCCUCAGACACAACCUGAAGGAGUUCAAUCUGGUGUAGAGCGGCAGGACGACACAUGAUACAAGAGAAUUACAUUAAAACAAAACUUCAGUCAA